AUAAAUCGAAGCGUUAUCAUAACAUGAAACAUAACUAUAUCAUGGCCUUCAAAUGGUUUCACUUUAUUUUUUUAUUUCCUUAUAUUUUUCCUGUUCAAAAUCAAGUAUGUAAUGGGAUGAAAGAGCUUUGCAAUUUACGUAUUGAUCAAGUUACCCUUGCAGGAAGUCAUAAUUCUGGUGCUGGAUUUAACGGAUUUUUAUAUUAUCAUAAAGUUGUUAGAGUACCGGCAUUGAGUUGUGCUUACAAAAAUCAACGACUAAGCAUUACCGGUCAACUUGAUCUUGGCGUUAGAUACUUUGACAUUGAUGUUUGUUGGGAUACCUUCUACAAACCAGAAAGUCCUUGGACGUGUCACCAGCGCGCUUUUGGCGGGUCUAUAAAAGUAAUUCUUGAACAGAUAAACAAUUGGAUGAACAAAAAUAGAAACGACGUAAUUGUUCUUCAUUUUAAUCGCGACUCAACUGACCCUGACAAAGCAGGACCUGCAGUUAUGAAACAGAUUGUAGAUUUAUGGGGUGCUCCAAAAGCUGGGGAAUUAGCAAUUCAAACAAACAAAUAUGCAACUUUAGGACAAUCUAUCUUAGACAAUAAAAGAAUAUAUAUUAUCAUGGCACAAAAAUUAACCAAUAACAUUGCUGACAAAUCUAAUUAUAUCAACGAACAUGAUGUUGGAUUUACCUGGACAAGCAAACAUGGCGCAACACAAAGUGAUGCAAAAGAAUUAAUAGAAGAAAUGGGAGAGAACCGAUGCGAAAGGGAGACGUUUGGGCAUUUUUUUGUAAGGUAUGAUUUGUAUUUGACAUGGGGAUUGUGUAAUGACGAUUUAGCUGCUUUAGUGAAACCAUUUAUACGCCAAGGAACAUCAGGUUGCUAUAAAGGAACAUCGAAACAGAAGAAAACUGUAAACUUCAUACUGGUUGACUAUGUCGAUGAAGAGGUCGUCAACGUGGCAAACGAUCUAAAUAAAAUAAAUAUAAAAACCUUUAUGGGUUAAAUAUAAAAGUUUCAAUCUUA
This is a messenger RNA of Hydra vulgaris (swiftwater hydra), 1015 nucleotides long. RefSeq lists its product as uncharacterized. Gene Ontology annotation, biological process: lipid metabolic process. Gene Ontology annotation, molecular function: phosphoric diester hydrolase activity. NCBI's taxonomy places the organism in Eukaryota, Metazoa, Cnidaria, Hydrozoa, Anthoathecata, Hydridae. The record is from RefSeq and is a predicted model, not a curated record.